Molecule: messenger RNA, 1718 nt
Organism: Lontra canadensis (Northern American river otter)
Lineage: Eukaryota; Metazoa; Chordata; Mammalia; Carnivora; Mustelidae
Gene: ACBD7
Product: acyl-CoA binding domain containing 7
Exons: 4
Coding region: 58-324 (88 amino acids)
Biological process (GO): fatty acid metabolic process
Molecular function (GO): fatty-acyl-CoA binding
Source: RefSeq, a predicted model, not a curated record
CACGGGCUCCGGGGACCCGCGCCUCCGGAGUGCGGCUGUAGCUGAGUAGGUGUCACCAUGUCUUUGCAGGCUGAUUUUGAUAGGAUCACAAAAGAUGUGAGGAAGCUGAAAACAAGACCAGAUGAUGAAGAACUAAAAGAACUCUAUGGGCUCUACAAACAAUCUAUAGUUGGAGACAUUAAUAUUGAGUGUCCAGGAAUGUUAGAUUUAAAAGGCAAGGCUAAAUGGGAAGCAUGGAACCUCCAAAAAGGGCAGUCGAAGGAAGAUGCCAUGAGUGCCUAUGUAUCUAAAGCAAAAGAGCUGAUAGAAAAAUAUGGAAUUUAAAAUUCAGCUAUGAGAAGGUUUUUCUUUUGAGGUCUUCAUAAUGUUAUCAUGUCCUAUAUCUAGGGAAGAAAUGCACCGUUAACUCUACAUGUCACGAAUAUAUUUGCUCUUAACAUGAAUUGUAAUCCUUAAUUAGAGGUAUGCUGAAACUAUUUAAUGAAGUUUUACUUGCUAAAACCAGAUGAUUUUAAAAGUUCUUUUAAAAAAAAGUAUUGCUCUGGUAGUAUGUCACAAAAACAUUAACAAUAUUUUUUGGCUUAUCUGUUUUUCUACAUUGAGUUAGUAUUAUUGGUAUGUGAUCAAAACAGUUUACUAAGAACCAAUAACAAGUUUCUUCCUUUGUUGUACAUGUAGCUCUGGGAUUCUCACUGACUUGGGGACUUGGAAAUCAUAAACAUACCUGGUUUCAUUCCAUACUCUGUAAUUCUUUACUAGGUGACCAGAAACAAAUUACUUCAGCUUGCUAAACCUCAUCUAUAGAGUAGAGGGAAAAAUCAGUCUCACAGGGUUGGAAGAAUUGAAUGAUUCUUGAGGUAACUGAGAAUUGGUAAUUGAGGUAACUCUAAUGAUCCUACCUUCAAUUUAAAGCAUACAUUAUAUAAAACCUAACAACAAAUAAACUAAAAUUUUUAAAAAAUAAACUUAUGAGUCCAUGACUAUUCAAAGAAAGAAAAAAGCCAUCCACCCAUUAUUUUUCUUUAAAUUUUUACAUUUAAGACAGAAAAAUCAAAUGUAGUAUCUAGUGACAAUAAAACGUUCAACUACUGUGCCUCUUACAUUCAUUUUUAUCGGAGUGAAAAUGCAGAGUCUGGAAUAUCAUAGUGGCCUAGUCCUCAGUCUUUCUUGCUGCACACAGGUUCCCUGAAAGAACAUAGUCUUGUUUUAGCACGUCUAAAAUCUGUUUGAGAUCGCAUAGGGUAAAUAUCCUAAAAAACAGUGUACUUCUAUUCCCUGGAUAAGGGUUUGGGUUUGGUAUGCUGUGACCAGAGAGGGAUAGAUUGAUUUCAUGUGACUUAAAAAAAAUAUAUCUAUAUUGACUAGAUGAAUUUCCAGGGAAUUAUUCUGUGUGAAAAAAGCCAGUCCCAAAACAUUGUGCAGGGUAAUUUAUGUAACUUUCUUGAAAUGGCAAAGUUACAGACAUAGAGAACAGAAUAGUGAUUACCACAGAGGGCAGAAUAGGGAGGUAGGAGUGACUUGAAACCUCAGCAGGAGGGAUCCUGUGUGGAUGGAAUGUUCUGUCGCUUGACUGUGUCACUGGGAACAUCUGGCUGUUACAUUACACUGGGGUUUUGCACAAAUUACCAUUGGGGGAAACUGGGUAGUUCUAUAUUAUUUCUCACAACAAAAUGUGAAUCUACGGUUAUCUCCAAAUAAAAAGUUUCAUGAAAAACAAA